AUGGUGAAUAUACAUAAUAUAGAAGACAAACUAGUUAUAGAAGACAUUUCCAGCACCCUGAAGGAAAGGGUGUUUUUUGCUGCCAGGGAUGGCAUGUCACUGACUCUGUAUGCCCUAUUGUACGAAAAACACAUUGACGACAUAGAAGAAAUCUUGAACAGCGAUGUAUGCUGUGAUGGUGUUAAGUGUACACCAUUGAUAGCGGCUGCAAGACAUGGCAGAGAAGGUGCUGUACGAAUACUGUUGGAGAAAUUCCGACCUCCAGUCAGAUUAGAAAUCGAGGGGACCGUUAAAUUUGACGAAUAUGUUAUUGAAGAAGAAAUUCUUUUGCCCAAAAAAGAAUUGAAUGACAUACGAAUUUUUUUGCAUUGCAUAGGAGCAACGGCUCUUUGGUGCGCGGCGGGUGCCGGUCAUCUGGGUAUCGUGAAGCGUUUGGUGCGUGCUGGUGCUAACGUGAAUCACGCCACCAAGACACUCAGCACGCCGCUCAGAGCCGCGUGCUUUGAUGGAAGACUCGACAUCGUGAAGUAUCUGGUGCGACACGGAGCCGAUAUACACAAGGCGAACAAAUAUAACAAUACGUGUCUCAUGAUAGCCGCUUACAAGGGACAUUUGGAUGUUGUUCAAUUCCUGUUGGACAGCGGCGCGCGUGUGGACGAGCGAGCUCUGUGUGGUGCCACAGCCUUGCACUUUGCUUCUGAGUGUGGCCACGCGGCCGUGGUCUGCGCUCUCAUUGACCACAACGCGAAAAUACUCACAAACGAACACGGUAUGACCCCCCUCCAGUGCGCGGCCGAGCGCGCCCGGGCCUCAGUGGUGGAGAUCCUAGCAGCCAGGCCCGAGGUCUCCCGGACACAAGCUAUAGACGCGUACGAGCUGCUCGGCGCAUCGUUCGCUAAUGACAAGGAGUACUACUGUUUGAGGAUGGCGUACCAGUACCUACAUAGAGCUAUGGCCAUGAGGUACGACACACGCUACGGAGUCAUACUCAAGAUACCCGCCGAGCCCAUACCCGCAUACGACAACUGGAGGGAGAGCACCACUAUGGCGGACAUAGAGCGUCUCCCGGGAAACCCCCACGCGCUGCACAUGGAGGGCCUCACAGUCCGCGAGCGGGUCCUGGGCCGCGCGUGCCCGGACCUGCCGCACCCGGUCGUGUUCCGCGGGGCCGUGUUCGCGGACGAGGCCCGCUUCGACCGCUGUCUCGCUCUGUGGAAGCACGCCCUCUCGCUCAGACAUCAGAACCAGGUGUCCGUAGUAAAGGACCUGCUGAGGUUCGCUCAAGUGUUCUCACAGAUGAUACACAUCGGGAUCGAGCUGCCGCUGUCACAGGUGUGUUUUGUUCUGGAGGCGUGCGCCGAGGAGUUGAGACGAGGUCUGAAGAGGAUUGAGAAACCGCUCCCCAAUCAUGAUCCUGACGCUUUGAUUGAGGAAUAUGAGAGCAACGUCCGCACCGCUCUGUACCUGGUGGCUGUCGCUGCGAAACUGUUGGAGGCUCCUGGCAACGAUGAGAGCACGUCGUCGUCUGUCCGUCGCGCCAUCUUCCAUCUCCGCGGCGCCCGCCUCAGAUCAGGUCAGACUCUGCUUCACCUGGCCGUGGACCGACGCACUCCUGUAGAUGACUUCCACACGAGCGACGUGUGCCAGUUCCCGUGUCCCGUGACCGCCCGCCUGCUCCUAGAGUGCGGGUCAGCGGUUGACGCGGCGGAUGACGCUCGCCGCACGCCGCUACACGUCGCACUCAUAUCAUACCAGCUCGUACCAGAUGAGCGUGGCCUAUCAGCGGCGGCUGUCCGCGGCGCCGUCCAGGAGCUUUUGAGCCACUCGGCGCACGUGGAUGCGGUAGACGCGGCCGGCAUCACGCCACUGGUAGCGGCCAUCGGAGGUCCCGCUGAGAGCCUAGUUCGUGCCGCGCUAAGUCCCCGCCUGUCGUGCUUGGCGGCCGCAGCCCUAGCACUCCACGGCCGUACCUACCGACCCUCGCAAGUACCCAGAGACCUGCACGCCUUCCUUCACAUGCACGGCGUCAACCCAGCUAAGUGA
This is a messenger RNA of Danaus chrysippus (African queen), 2043 nucleotides long. The record is from the annotation of a GenBank genome assembly. NCBI's taxonomy places the organism in Eukaryota, Metazoa, Arthropoda, Insecta, Lepidoptera, Nymphalidae.